UAGGCAUGCUAUCAUUAUCAACCGAGGAGUCUUUGAAAUGGAAGAAAGCAGCGCGCAGCGAACCAGUGUGACCAAGCAUCGCACUCCCGUCUGGAGAUUCAAAAUCCUCUGCCUUGAAGCCGGCAAGAUACAGCUCUUCCAGCUUUGGCAAAUCCCCGAUCAAAAGCUGGCAAGGCCACCCAUGGAGUUUGACGGACCUGUUGUUGAGGAACAGGUAGCGCAGUGAAGGUGGGAGCCUAAAACAGCCCUUGAGGCCUAAAUGGUCACACUCCAACAGCUGGAGGCCCUUUUCAUUGGCUGCACAAACCUGUGCAAUCACGUCCCUGCUGAAUAUGCAGUCCGGCUCCCACUGCCACUGAGUUUGGUACUUCUCAUUCCAAGCAGAGACACCAAAUUGUAUCGCCUCUUUACUCUCUUUUAAUUGAAGCGCCCUCAGCUCUGGCAGGCAUUCCAGCAAUGGUUGCAGCACAUCUCCCUCAUGCACACUUGGCCGCUUGCGCAGCUUUUGCCAGAGUGAGAGAGACCUUAGCUGCUUGCAUGAGCAUACAGCAGCCCUCAAGGCGUGUUUUGGCUCGAAGUGUGCCAUCCAAAAGUUGGACAGGACGAGGUGCUGAACCGUUCCAGCACAGAGUGCAAUGAUUUCAGCUACCUUCACAGCAUUUUCGUGCCCAGUCGGAGGUACUGGGUGCUCGAUCGACAGAGUUGUCACCUGCAUUCCUUUCGAUACACGCCUCUCAAUAAAAUUGUAAAAGCUGUCCAGGC
Molecule: messenger RNA, 762 nt
Organism: Coccomyxa subellipsoidea C-169
Lineage: Eukaryota; Viridiplantae; Chlorophyta; Trebouxiophyceae; Coccomyxaceae
Exons: 6
Coding region: 38-226 (62 amino acids)
Source: RefSeq, a predicted model, not a curated record